AUGAAGAAACCGAUUCUGGCCAACCUUAAAGUGUUUGGAUGCCACGCGUAUGUUCAAGUGCCUCAAGACAAACGCGCGAAGUUCGACUCCAAGUCAUCACUCUGUCGUUUCCUGGGAUACGCCGAACACCAGAAGUCAUAUCGAUUUGAGGAAGUGUCAACAGGAGCGAUCAAGAUCAGUCGCGAUGCCACAUUCAUGGAAGACAAGUUUGAUGAAGGUCCGCGCAACUACAACGAUGAGUCAAGUGUCGUUGAGUUUGAUGAUCAUGAUGAGGACGAAGAAAAAGAAGGUAAAACUGACGACGACAUGGACUCGAGCGACGAUGACAACGAAGACACCAGGUCUUCGAAGAGCAACAUCAAGAGACACACGCGCACUCAAUCACUUGAGAAAGCUACCGUCAUUCCAAGUCCCAAGCGAAGAACAUACAGAGGUCCGUCGCUUGAGCAUGUUUCAGCGGCUGCAAUGGAUUUUGAAGCAGCGUACAUCAUGGAUUCAGUGGGGGAAACGCCGAUCACGGUCAAGUCGGCUAUGGAAUCAAGCGACUCCGGCAAGUGGAAAGAAGCGUGUGACUCGGAGUUCGAUUCGCUUCAGAGAAACGACACGUGGGAAAUCGUGCCUCUUCCGAAGGUCGCAAGGCCAUCGGGUGCCGAUGGGUUUUUCGUGUAA
Messenger RNA from Peronospora matthiolae, 669 nucleotides. Lineage: Eukaryota; Oomycota; Peronosporomycetes; Peronosporales; Peronosporaceae. The record is from the annotation of a GenBank genome assembly.